Symbiodinium sp. CCMP2456 is the source of this 1294-nucleotide messenger RNA. NCBI's taxonomy places the organism in Eukaryota, Dinophyceae, Suessiales, Symbiodiniaceae. The record is from the annotation of a GenBank genome assembly.
GCGGGAGGCCGAUCGCUUGGGUGCACCUUCGCCGCUGCCCGGCUGCGCUGUGGCUUUGACCACGGAGCAGGAUCUGCGUGCAGCUUUUUCCCUCUUGGACCACGAUCGCUUGGGCGAACUGGGUGCACUUCAGGCACGCGACUUUCUAAUCUGCGCCGGCUGGUGCCUGCCGGAGGACGUUCUUGAUGAUGCCUUGGCAGCCGUGCUCUCAAAGAGUUCGCUGCCAGCGGACGCGCGCUUCACCUUUGACCAGCUGCUCACGGCCCUGAGGAUCCUAAAGAAGGACAAGGACAACAUCGGCGCUGCAGCGCUGGCGGAAGCUUUGCUUGGGGUCUCCACCGAGGAUGGGCUUGACAUGGGCCGCCUCCAGGAGGUCGUUUGCGAGGGGAAGCAUCCUGCGCUCUCCCUGCAAGAGCUGGGCGACGUGUUGGAAGCCGUGGGAAUCUACGAUGAGGAGCAGUCGCCUGAGGAGUUGGCCGCGAGGAUUCUCCAAGAGGUUUGCCAGCCUCCCUCGGCCAUGCGGACACCCAGCCGAAAAAGGAAGCACACCGAUGCAGCAUGCCAAGCCCAUUCCACAGCUUGUCCCCCGUUCCGCUCCGCUGACUACCAGCGAAGCUUGUUUGAAGCUAUGGGCUGCGCGGCGUCCACGGCAGAGAUUCCGAUCGACUUGCAGGCAAAUCCGGACAUCGAGAAGCUCACGGUCUUCGACUCCAAAUUCGUUGUCCCGGAGGGCAAGAACAUGAUGUUGCGCCUGAAGGCAAAGAUCUUCUCUUUCAGUGGAGACAGCUACAAGAUUGUCGAUGCCAACGAUUCGAGCAAAGUGGUGUUUCAAUGUCUCGGGAAGUUUAUGAACUUCGACGAGAAACGAGUCAUUUGUGAUGGCGAGAGGUGUCCUCUGUUCGUAAUCCAGGAACCGCUCAUGCAGGUGGAUGACAAGCAGUACGUGUAUGCUACGGACUCUGAUGGAAAACCUGCGCAGGAACUCUUCCGAAUCGGUUCUAACUUCGGAAACACUUCGCAGUACACCGAGAAUUUAAAGAAUGCGAAAGGCGAUGCAAUUCAACUCAGGGGCAAGAUGACGCUCGUGAGCAUGAAGGGUGGAAUCUGGCUUGGCGACGUCAAGACAGGACAGCCCAUUGCCAAAGUCUGCAGCCCCGUCACGUACAAGGACUUCCUGCCCGAUGAUUUCGACCGGAAUGAAUACAUUGUGGAGAUUCCGCCAGGUGUCGACAGCGCUCUCAUCCUUGCCAUGGUCCUGGCCUACGAGCAGAUGGAGCAAAGCUAUGACUCCUGA